This is a messenger RNA of Notodromas monacha, 3074 nucleotides long. The record is from the annotation of a GenBank genome assembly. NCBI's taxonomy places the organism in Eukaryota, Metazoa, Arthropoda, Ostracoda, Podocopida, Cyprididae.
AGAGUAUCAUGUUGAGCACGCAGGCGACUAUGUUCAGGCCGCAACACAGGACACCAAAAAGGCACUCAGAUACCAGAGUAAAGCCAGGAGGGUGAGUUUGUGUGCUCGCCCGAAGUCUCCUUGACUUUCUCCAUGUGUUUUUCUCUUCUGUGUGGAAAUUUCAAACCCCGAAUCCCUUGAUUAUGAACACUGUUUUUUUUUUUUAUCUUCCUCCGUUGAAUCCCCCGUGGUGUAUAAAAAGUCCCCGCAUUCCCAUGGCCGACUUGAAUAACUGGGUGGAAAUGAGGUUAUAUUGAGUCGGGCCACCGUUGUCUCGUAGUUGGUGUUUGAUCCCCACCUGCUUGGCUGCAAUUUGGAUCUGCGUGUUGGGCUGAAUAUGAUUUUAUUUUUUUUUUUCCAUGACGAUGAUGAUUUUGAUUUGAUUGAUUGAUUGAUUGACUGAUGACUGAUUGCCGCUUCUUCCCUCCCUGUUUUGGCUACCUGCUGCUCAUGGCACAGCAUACAUGCACCUGCAGAUGCUGCGUUGUAUGGAAAAAGUUUUUCUUUCUCUCUUUUUUAGUUCAUCUUGUCAAUUAUAGUUUGUAUUUUCCGUUGUCGUCUCGGUUUCCUGCAUGUGUUGAGUUUUGGUUUUUGUUCGACACUCCUGCGGAGUACGUAGGGAGAGAUGGUGGACAACAUUGAGGCAAAUGUGAUGAAGGCGCAGGAUUACACUGAAGAGGGGAAGCAGGAGACCAAGAAGGCUGUCAUCUAUAAGAGUCAAGCCAGGAAGAAGAAAAUUAUCAUCGUGGUGAUAGUGCUGGCAGUCGUGGCAAUCCUGUUGACUGUAAUAAUUCUCAACGUGUGACGAAAGGAGGCGGAAGCAAGAAAAGGAAGAAAUCGAAGGAAUCCAAUUUUCUUACAUAGUACACACACACACACAAGGAGAAAAGAAACCGUGGACUGGUGCUUUAUGGUCUCUUCUCAAAAAAAAAAAAGAAAAAAAGAAAACCCAAUCCCAUUUUUCUCCCCCAUCCCCCGGAAUUUCUCGAAAAAAAAAAAGAAGGAUCCAUCGUCAUUAUUGUUUUGCACAAGCAAAAUCCCCGAGUAGAGCGUGUUACCAGUGUUCCUGCAUGUUUGUGUGUUGAACAAAUGCAUUCCCCUGAAUGAAGAUCCAAUGACUUUCUCUGUUGUUCCGCCUCCUUAUUUUUAAUUUAUUUCGUGAGUGUGUGUUUGUGUGUGUGUCUGCGUGUGUAUAUAUGUGUGUGUGUGUGUAUGGUUCCCCCUACUUCUUUUGCUUGUGUUUGUUUGUGUUCCCUGCUGCCUCAUUCAUGCGUGACUCCCUUUUUAUUAUACCCACUCGAACACUUGCCCCCCUUAAAGCAAGCCUGACUUAUUGGUGUUGAUGACCAAUUGCUGCCUUUUUGCUCAUUCGGCUUCUUUCUUUUUUUUUCUGGGUGUGGGGUUUUUUUUUCCGGGGUUUCUUCUCCAUUUCCUCUGCUCAUCAUUGUGCUUCUUCACGUGUGAUGGCGGCAAGAGCAGAAAAAGAUCAUGAUCCUCAUCUGCGUCAGUGUUGUUGUUGUUAUACUGAUCGCAACAAUUGGGAGCUCCAUUGGCUUCUCAUAAUGCCAAGUGGGCCCCCAUCUUACGUCAUCAAUCUGUUCCAGGAUGGACGUGGUGUGGUUGGAAACGAGAGGAAGACUGGAGUGGGGAAAGUCGAAGGGCUAUAUAGUCGUAUCAUGAAACCCCGACAGUCACUAAAAUGGUUGGCUGUUGUAGCCCCCCCAAAAAGGCGCCAUGAUGAUGAUGCAGCAGUGUUCACCAAGAGAUACAUUCUCGGAUGCAGGCUAGGGAGUUGCGCAAAAUCCGCGGAUCCGAGAGAAACUCGUGCCGAAGACAUGAAGGCUUGCGUGAUCGCGUUGCUUCUUCUUGGAUGCGCCGCUUUGUCGGCUGGUCAAGCAAGAAUCCAUGGACAAUUCGGAGGAAGCAGCUACUAUUACUCCUGGCGAGAGAAUCGAGGUCUUCAAGUAGGAUGGGAUGGUGCAAAUAACUUCUGUCGCCAACUUGGCAUGGGUUUGGUUUCAUUGGAUACUCCUCAAGAAGCCAACUUUGUCACAGGAAUCAUUGCUCAAGAGAGAUUGGAGUACAUUUGGACCUCUGGCAGACGCAACCGCAACGGCUGGGUUUGGUCUUCCAACGGAUCUCCGAUACGUUUUGGACAAUGGUCUCGCACUGGUGGAUCCGGGCGCCCCCAGCCUGAUAAUCGCGAAGGCAACGAGUUCUGUUUGGCGGUUCUCAACAAUUUCUACCGCGAUGGUAUCUUACUACCGUCAAACCCUGGCGGGUACAACUUGGCUCCAGACCCGGACCAAAACCAUCCAUUUGUGAGGAUCGGUUGGAGGUCAGCUCGGUCGCAACCCGGGAAGUCNGGACAAUUCGGAGGAAGCAGCUACUAUUACUCCUGGCGAGAGAAUCGAGGUCUUCAAGUAGGAUGGGAUGGUGCAAAUAACUUCUGUCGCCAACUUGGCAUGGGUUUGGUUUCAUUGGAUACUCCUCAAGAAGCCAACUUUGUCACAGGAAUCAUUGCUCAAGAGAGAUUGGAGUACAUUUGGACCUCUGGCAGACGCAACCGCAACGGCUGGGUUUGGUCUUCCAACGGAUCUCCGAUACGUUUUGGACAAUGGUCUCGCACUGGUGGAUCCGGGCGCCCCCAGCCUGAUAAUCGCGAAGGCAACGAGUUCUGUUUGGCGGUUCUCAACAAUUUCUACCGCGAUGGUAUCGUGUGGCAUGACGUUUCUUGCCAUCACCAGAAACCCUUCAUCUGCGAGAUCCAAGGCGGUGGAUUCAGAGGCUGAUUGGUUUCAUUCAAAAUUGCUUUUGUAUGGAAUCCUAUUUAUAUCAUUACUUGAUUCAUUGAGGGCAUGUUUCGUACUUUUGGGGGAGGUUUGAGUGCUGACGAUGGCCCUCUGAGCUUGAUUGAACCAAUAAACGUUUAUUCAAAGCAUACGCAAUGCCCAUUGGUUUCCAUAUGUGGAUCUUUCUCGAUCCGGGAUGCCGUUUGCAACUGCCAAUCUCGCGCCAGCCUUGUUCUUCGAAGC